Malus domestica (apple) is the source of this 1635-nucleotide messenger RNA. RefSeq lists its product as uncharacterized. The record is from RefSeq and is a predicted model, not a curated record. Lineage: Eukaryota; Viridiplantae; Streptophyta; Magnoliopsida; Rosales; Rosaceae.
AUGGCCCUAACCUUACCUGCAGCAGGUCAACCUUUAAGGAAUUCAUUGGCAGCAAGAUUCAAUGCAGUGCCAAGGUGCAUUAUAUAUCCAGAUGUGGAAGAUGGGACAACCUUUGAAAUCAAACCUCACAUCUUCAACAUAUUGCCAUCCUUUCAUGGGUUGCCAAACAGUGAUCCUAACAUGCAUUUGGCUGAUUUUAUUGAGGCAUGUGACAACACCAUAAUUAGAGGUUUCUCUUCUGAAGCUAUCAAGUUAAGCUUGUUCCCGUUCUCUUUGAAGGAUAAAGCCAAGGGGUGGCUGCAUUCUCUGCCUGCCAAUAGCAUUACAACAUGGACAGAAUUGCAAGAAAAAUUUCUUAAUAAGUUUUUUCCUUCUUCCAAGACUCUUGCACUCAAGAAAGAGAUAUGGGCUUUUGCUCAAAAGCCAAACGAGUCUUUCCAUGAAGCUUGGGAAUGGUAUAAUGAGAUGUACACAAAAUGUCCUCAUGCUGAGUUUGAUUCUAACCUUCAAAUGAACAUAUUUUAUGAUGGUCUUAAUGCCACCGCCAAGAGUCAAGUGAAUGCAUCUGCUGGAGGGUCACUAAUGUCAAAAUCAGCAAGGGAAGCAUUUGAGUUAUUUGAUAUGAUGGCUUCUGAAUCCCAACAAUGGACAGAAGAACAAACACAAAAGAGGGGAGUUUUUGAGAUUUCUCAGAGUUCUCCUAAUGUUUCUGCUCAAAUUGCUAAAAUGGAGAAGAAUUUUAAUGCCAAGUUUGCUGCCUUAAUGCAGGUCUCUUCCAUGCCCAAUGCCCAAAAAGUUUGCAUCAUUUGUAGUGAGACAACUCAUGACAUCACUCAAUGCCCCAACAAGGAUAGCUACCCUGAGCUUGUACAAGAGCAUGUGAAUAUGGUGAAUAAUUUCAUUAGACCUAGAAGUGACCCUUAUUCCAAUACAUAUAAUCCUGAGUGGAAGAACCAUCCCAAUCUUAGUUGGGGUGGCAACCAACAGCCACGUCAAUACCAACAGUCUUACCAAUCAACUUGUGAGACUAAGAAACCAUCUCUUGAAGACCAAAUGUCACAGCUAGCUCAACAUAUGUUUGCUAUCUCUAAUAGCACCAACAAUUUUGUCCAAUCCACGCAAACUAGCAUUCAGAAUCUCACGACAUCAGUGGGGAAUUUGGAGACUCAAGUUGGACAGCUUGCUACCAUGUUCAAUGAAAGAGAGAAAGGAAAGUUCCCGAGCCAAUCUGAGCAAAAUCCAAGAGGGAUGGAGCAUUGUAAAGUAAUACGGACAUUGAGAAGUGGCAAAAGCUAUGACAACAGAGAAGUGGUGCACCAUGAAGCCGAAGUGGAAGAAGAAGAGCUUACUGAAAGUGCACCAUUAGCUGCAAAGUCUCGGUCAAAGGCUAUUUGUGCAGCAGGUAUUCCAGAUCCUAGUGCAAGUGACAAAGUGCAAUCUCGACCCAACUUUGAUGCAAACAAGGAAAAAGGCCUCGGUAGUUUAUUUGCACCUUCUGACAAGCCACUAUACAAGCCACCUUUGCCAUUUCCACAACGACAGCAACAACGUUCCAAGGAUGAACAAUGCAUUGAAUUCAUGAAGACGUUGGCUAAGGUUCAAAUUAAUUUGCCUCUAUUAUAUGCUAUUAAAUAG